Lindgomyces ingoldianus is the source of this 778-nucleotide messenger RNA. Its product is annotated as SGNH hydrolase. The record is from RefSeq and is a predicted model, not a curated record. Bases 1 to 738 code for a protein of 245 amino acids. NCBI's taxonomy places the organism in Eukaryota, Fungi, Ascomycota, Dothideomycetes, Pleosporales, Lindgomycetaceae. The transcript has 3 exons. Gene Ontology annotation, molecular function: hydrolase activity.
AUGCGUCUUAUCGUUCUAUCCUCCCUCGUCGCCUUCGUAUCUGCUAUACCUUUCUUUACCCGAGCCGAGCGGCCAAUCUACUGGCUUCUUGCAGGCGACUCAACUACCGCGCCAAAUGGAGGAUGGGGUGACGGUUUUCUUUCUACCACAGUUGCAUCGGGCUCAUCUGGCCACAACUACGGUCACAGUGGAGCGACGACGGCAUCUUUCCGAGCUGGCAGUGAUUGGGGGAAGGUAGUCAAGGAUAUUGGAACAUAUAAGGAUAAGUAUGAUGUAUAUGUUACAAUCCAGUUCGGACACAACGACCAAAAGAACACCUCCGGUGUCUCCGUCGAAGAGUACAAGACCAAUCUUAAGAAUUUCGCAUCCGAAGCCAAAUCGGCAGGAGCCAUUCCUGUUCUUCUCACGCCUCUAACCCGCCGAAACUUCAACGGCGCCAAAGUCACCGAGAAUCUCGCCGAACAACGUGCUGCCACUAUCUCCGUGGCCGAAAGCAAUAGCAUUCGGUACAUCGACUUGAACAUUGCUUCUGAGAAUUACGUCAAUGCGAUUGGUAAGACAGCCGCAAGUAAGUACAAUCUUGCUUCGAAUGAUUGGACGCACUUGAAUGAGUGGGGUGGGGUGGUUUUUGCGAGGAUUGUGAGUGAUUUGCUGGUGAAGAAGUUUCCGGAGUUGGAGGGAGUUACGAAAGCGAAUGCGACGAUGAGUGCGUUGAUUGCAGAGGGGAAGCCAGCGUAAAGAUAUGGGGGAACGGACAAUGCCUCGAACUUGGUUUGCA